UUCGACCGUGAGGACCUGCGCCGCUUCCGCGUUACGAAGGAACUCGAGCGCCUUGACAGCCUUGACAAGCCGGGCAAUGUCUUCGCAAGCACAGAUGGAUGGCAUGAAGUGUCAGUCAAGAUCAGUGUUCCGAAGGAACGCACGAAGUUCGCAUCAGAGGCAGAUGCCCCUAUGUUCGAGGUCCCUGAAGUCUACGUCCGAAAACUCACGGAGCUUGUCCGCUCGGCAGCAGAGGCAGUCGACGCAGACCGUUUCAACUGGCUACCUUUCCGGCAGUACUGGCGACGUCGCAAGUACGAGGCUCCUGGAUCCAACUCUGGGUCCGACAGUUCAGAGACGUCUGAUGCCGGUCACAAUGAACAUCAAUUUGAGAACAUUCGCCUCUUUUCCGAUCUUCCGAAUAGUGACGCGAUGCUGGAGGAGGAUGCACGGAUCCGCGCACUGCCCCGCAACGCUGCAGAUGGACCGGAGGUCGAGUACGUCAUGGCACCUCUCAUGGUCUGGUCGGACUCUACGCACUUGACGAAUUUCGGCGGUGCACACCUAUGGCCAAUCUACCUCUACUUUGGAUGGCUCUCAAAGUAUGUCCGGGGCUGUCCUACGUCCUUUGCUGCUCACCACCUGGCAUAUUUACCAUCACUUCCGGAAUCAAUACAGGACUGGUAUCAAAAGGUAUAUGGCAUAUCUGCGACUGCCGACGUCCUUCGCUUCUGCAAGAAGGAGCUCAUGCAUGUUAUCUGGUGCUAUAUCAUGGAUGACGAGUUCAUGAAGGCGUAUCAUGAGGGUAUGCUUGUGAAGUGUGGGGACGGUAUACUGCGCCGAAUAUUCCCUCGCUUCUUCACCUACUCUGCAGACUAUCCCGAGAAGGCCUUACUCGCCUGCAUCCGCUUCCUCGGACGUUGUCCAUGUCCGCGAUGCCUUGUUCAGAAAGCUGACAUACUCAAAACGGGCUUCUCGAAAACAUGGGAAAGCAUUCGUGUCGACAGCUCACGCCUCCGGUCGAUCAUUGCUCACGUACGACGAUGGAUAUUCAAGUCUGGAUAUUCCCUGACAAGCAAGAUAAUUGGACAGGUAAUGGACCCUAUUUCCGUCCUACCUACCCGGAGUGCCUUCUCAACGCGGCUUGCGGAUACCGGGUUCAACUUCUACUCCCUCUUUGUGCCCGACAUCUUGCAUGAAGUCGAGUUAGGAGUGUGGAAAGCGAUCUUCAUCCACCUCCUUAGGAUACUGCAUGCCGAGGGAAAGGACCGCAUUCAGAUAAUGAAUGAACGGUACGUCUCAGUGAUAUAUAAUACACUCACGAAGAUAAGUCAUGUUUACUCAUGUACCUAG
Molecule: messenger RNA, 1332 nt
Organism: Fomitopsis serialis
Lineage: Eukaryota; Fungi; Basidiomycota; Agaricomycetes; Polyporales; Fomitopsidaceae
Exons: 4
Source: RefSeq, a predicted model, not a curated record